Messenger RNA from Myxocyprinus asiaticus (Chinese sucker), 2364 nucleotides. RefSeq names its product guanylate cyclase activator 1C (gene guca1c). Gene Ontology annotation, molecular function: calcium ion binding; calcium sensitive guanylate cyclase activator activity. The record is from RefSeq and is a predicted model, not a curated record. The transcript has 4 exons. Lineage: Eukaryota; Metazoa; Chordata; Actinopteri; Cypriniformes; Catostomidae. The coding region runs from base 997 to 1560 and encodes 187 amino acids.
CUUUUUCUUUGCAAUUCUUCCCAUAAGGCCUGCACACCUGAGUCUUCUCUUUACUGUUGUACAUGGAACUGGUGUUAAGCGUGUAGAAUUCAAUGAAGCUGUCAGCUGAGGAUAUGUGAGUCAUCUAUUUCUCAAACUAGAGACUCUGAUGUUCUUGUUUAGUUGUACAUCUGGGCCUUCCACAUCUCUUUAUGUCCUUGUUAGAGCCAGUUGUCCUUUGUCUUUGAAGACUGUAGUGUACACCUUUGUAUGAAAUCUUCAUUUCUUUGGCAAUUUCAAGCAUUGUAUAGCCUUCAUUCCUCAAAACAAUGAUUGACUGAUGAGUUUCUAGAGAAAGCUGUUUCUUUUUUGCCAUUUUUGACCUAAUAUUUAAGACAUGCCAGUCUAUUGCAUACUGUGGCAACUCAAAAACAAAGACAAUGUUAAGCUUCAUUUAAUGAACCAAACAGCUUUCAGUAGUUAUGUAUCACACCGAACUGUAGAGGACACAAAUAGAAGCUUCAUCUGCUGGGUUUCCCCAGACAAGAACUCGUCAUCCUCUUCAGAAAUCCUCUGGUAAAUUACAUUGCCUUGUGCAAUGUAAUAGACAGUGGGGUCAGGAAUUCUAAAGCCCAUUAGCUAAAUCCUGAUAUAUCCAUGGAAUGUGCUCGACCAUUCCACGGUAAGCUCCCUCAGACAAGGUCAGGAAGUUCUGUAUCACGGCAAAUCAUGAUCCUGGAGGGGGAGGGUUUGGCUAAGUCUUUCAGAAGGCUUUCCGAUUUCCCUCUUUGUUGCCUUGCAUUAGUCAUAUGUUCUUUAGUUCCUGGAAGAGUUCAACAGUUAUCUAAUUAAAGAGUUAACUCUCCUUUUAGUUGCCAAGUCUUUAGGGCUUUAGGCUCUGUGCCGUCAUCCACUGUCAAUACCGGCUUGACAUUUCAAACUACUUGCUACUGCUGGACUUUUGAAUGCGAGAAAGUAUCUCCAAGUUUCACUUGGAAAGAAGUCCUGUAAGGAGUUAUGGGUGCCCACGGAUCCAGCCUAGAUGAAGUCUUGGCUGAGGAUAUGCACCAUUGGUACAAUAAGUUCAUGAGGGAAUCUCCAUCUGGACUAAUCACGCUCUUUGAACUCAAGACCAUGCUACAGAUGCAGGGAAUGUCUGAGGAGGCCAGUGGCUAUGUGGACCAGGUCUUCUUCACCUUUGACAUGGAUGGGGAUGGCUAUAUAGAUUUUGUGGAAUACAUUGCAGCUGUAAGUCUUCUACUCAAAGGUGAAAUAAACCAGAAACUGAAGUGGUACUUCAAACUCUUUGAUCAGGAUGGAAAUGGCAAGAUUGACAGGGAUGAAAUGGAGACCAUAUUCAAGGCCAUUCAGGACAUUACCCGCAGUUAUGACAUCCCUCCAGAUGACAUUGUGUCUCUGAUCUAUGAGAGGAUUGAUGUUAACAAUGAAGGUGAGUUGACCCUGGAGGAGUUCAUCACGGGGGCUAAAGAACAUCCUGAUAUCAUGGAGAUGCUCACCAAAAUGAUGGACCUUACCCAUGUCUUGGAGAUCAUAGUUAAUGGACAGAAAAAGAAGGAAUGACUGCUCAUGCAUAUCACGCAUUGGAUAAUGAAAGGACCCCCUCCCACUCUGUGGCUUAAAAACAAAGCGUAGAGCAGACUUGCUUAAUAAAGGGUAAAUCUUGCCAGCAGUGUUUCAGUGGUGGACACGGGCGAUGAUCGUCAUCUCUGAUUGUCUUUCAAACACAUUCUUUCCAUCUCUAUGCCUCCUGAUGUUCAGAGAGGGGAGAUCACUGUCUGACCCUUUGACAUUCAACUGACUUUCCUGUUCUGAAAAUAUAAUUCUUGCAGGCAGAAAUGACACAAGAGGAGAAUAACUUUGGUUAGUGUGUUAUUUAUUUGCAGGGGUGUGAUGUGCCUGUAAAUGCCCCAAGUAUUUGGACAUGAAAACCACACACACUCAAAAUAUGAAUGUCAUUGAUGUACAUUGUUUUAACGAUGUUAAAGAAAGGUUGCACAAGCACACUUUUGAACAAAAAUAUUUACCAAAAAGAAGGUUAUAAAUUUUACAAAUUAUAAAACAAUAGAUGUAUUCUUCAAAAUUAAAACAAAAAGCAUCUAGACACUUCCGUGUUGCCAAACAAUGAACAUGUCCAUAGUUAAUGUGAUGAACUACAUCUUUGGUUACAGACUUCAUAUAUCCACUAAAAAUAAUCUUUGGAUUAAAAUUAAUUGCAAAAAUGGCUAGGAUAAGUGAAGUUACUUCUGAGAAAAGGUCUAGCAUAAUUUGUUUGCAGAUACCACUUGAUAUUUGGUUAUCUAUUGAACUUGCAUUCAAGUGUGGCUUAAGUGUCUAAAUACUUUUGGGGGUGACAUUAUAUGAAGG